AUGACCUUCCCUCCCCCUCCCCCUUCCUCCCAAUCGUCGAUUGCUUCUGGCACCGAUAAGUCCUCUUCUUCGACCAGGCCGGGAAGGUCACAGCAAUCUGCUUGGGGUUCAUCCGCGUCCCAGUCCAACGUUCGCCGGGGACUGACUCCGCUUGCGACCAACAACCUCGCAUCGACAUCGAUAUCAUCUGCCUCUUCCCGCGGGCCACCCCAGUCUAGUAGUCCUGGUCCAGGUGGUUCGACCUCGUCUCCUCUCACUUCCUCCUUCUCUGCCGUGUUGAGUUCCGCACGAGGCCAUCAAGUCGGCCGCAACGUUCCCUCGCCUGCCUCCACACCGUCGCCUUUCACCUCCCUACAAUCUGGAUCGCAACAACAUCAGCAACCCGGACAAUCACUCUCUUCUCCUAAAUUCCGAGCGCACACCCCAUCUUCAGGGUCACAUCUGGCUUCCGCAGCGGGUUCUGUCACGGGUGGAGGAGGCUCCGGGGGAGGCGGAGGUGGGACGGGAUCUUCCAGAGGCGCCACCUUCUCUCCGUUGUUAUCGGGAACAACCGUGAAUUCACCCACGGGCUUCUCUGACAAACCGGGCUCGGCUGCUUCAGGAGCAGCGGCUCACGCAAGCCAGUCGUCGUUGACGAAGAUAUCGAUCGCCCAGGUUUUCCUUCUUCUGGAUUCUAUCACAGAGAAAGAAGGUCGAGAGAAGUGGGAGACAAAAGCUGCUCAGAUUCAUAAACUCGUCGAGUCCAACGGCAUGGAGGUUUUCUCCAAGUACUUCCGGCGCCUUCUCACAGGCAAUGCCCCGCAGAUAUUCCCAGGCGUGAAUAAGUCGGUGGAAAAUGCAGGGAACUACCCACUUCUCGUUCAGGAGAUGCAGAAAGUAUCGCAAGAUAAAGAACAGGCCUAUAAAAUUGCAGAGACGGUUGAUGCAUCGGAGGGCGACAUCUUCCGCGACUUCGACCUAUCCACCUUCCUGGACCACUUCAAGCUUGACUCCGUGGUGAAGGUGUCUCUUGCUCUUGCCUUCAAGACAGCGAACAAGUCGGACCUGCGUGCCAAGGCCGAUGCCAUCCUUUCGAACAAUGCCAUCCCCUUCCUGCAAAGCCUUGCGUCGCCGUCAGAUAUUACGAAGGAAUACAAGGACUCCUUUAUCGGCAUGACGAUCGAGCGCUUCAUCCUAUACCCCCCGCGCAAUUUCACCGAUGAUGUGAAGGCAAAACUUGUGUAUGCAGCCAACUUGCGAUAUCAAAAACUGAACCUCGAUGUGCCUUUCGAGGUCGCGUCCGCGUUGCAAAUGUUCAAUUUCACCAACCCACGUUAUACGUUAGUACGCCAACUUCAUGCGAAAGGACCGAAGGCAACCUCCAACCCCGACGCGGUGAGCGAGGUGAUUAGCUUGGCUGGCUCCGAAUGCUGGAAUGAGGAACAUAUUGCCAGUGCUCUUCUCUUCCUUGUUCUCUCUCAGUAUUGGAAGGAGUUCUCUCUGGAGACAUUCCUUGCUGCUGUGAAGGCGCAUUAUGGCGAAAAGCAAAUCAGCUGGCCCCUCAUAUUCAGGAACUUUGAUCGUGAAGGCCUGAGGCUGGAUGCUCGACAGUUCGCCAGGCUUUACUCGGUCAUUUUGACAGCUGCAUCCGAUGAUUCUACAUUGGAUAUCCAGAAGCUGUGGGGUGGUGAUUGGGAACAUCGAGACACGCAGCUGUCGUUCCUCACAGCUCUCAUCGUCUCACGAACGGAUGUAUCGCAGAUCCCUAGCCUUCGAGCCACUUUCCCCCAUGACUUCUUCGCAGACGGCCCGGAGCUCGUUCGCCUGCAAGGGGAACGGGCGGCAAAAUCACCUCUGCGGUCUCUUGAUGCAAUGAGGGCCAUCUUUGACCUGGCGCUGUUUUCACAGGCCUCAUGGGCUGCUGCUGAAAGCCAAUUGCUCAUCAAGGCGGUCGUGCAGUAUGACUUGCCAGUUUUCCUAUGCUCGGCACUGGCCCUUCCCCAGCCUUGGACAAGCGUUCAGCAAAGCUUUGUUCUGCGAACGCUGAUUGUUUUCAUCUCAAAACAAGAGGAGGGGUAUCAGCUCGCUCUUCAUGGGGCGUGGCAUCAAGAUAAGCAAUGGGUAUCGGAGCAACUCUUUACUACAUUCACUCAAGACCCAACAUCUACCGCCACCAUUUAUGAGCAUGCAGCUGAAUACAACUGGCUGGAUUAUCUCCUGAGAUACACCAACGGCCUUGCCAUGGAUCUCGCUUGCUAUGCUCACCGCAAGGGGCCAUUUGAUCUGGAGCAAUGGGUUCGUAAUGCUGCGCAGAAGGGACCUAUGGACAUGGGUAGUCUGCUGUCAAAAUUCUUGAGAAUCAAGGCUGAAGACGAACUGCACGUCCAGAGAAAGGAGCAAUCCGUUCCUCAGAUGGUCAGUUUAUCAGUGAAGACGGUAUAUACUUUAUUAUCAGUCCUUGAAGAAUACGUCGGAGACCGCGAAAAUCUUACUCCCGUGCAACGAAUUUGCAUCCAGACCUACCCCCGACUGAUCAACUAUGGGGAAGGGUACGAUGAUAUUAUCGAUGCAAAUGGCGAAGGUGGAAAUUCUCUACCUGAGGCCGUUGACAAGCAAAUGCAAGAACUUUUCGGCAAGAUGUACCAUGAAGAGUUGUCGUUGAGAGAGAUUCUUGAGUUGAUGAGACGGUACAAGUCCUCGCGCGAACCUGGUGAACAAGACCUAUUUGCGUGUAUGGUUCAUGGACUUAUUGAUGAGUAUCAUUGCUACCACGAAUACCCAUUGGAGGCCUUAACCAAGACCGCCGUCAUGUUUGGUGGUAUCAUCAAUUUCCGUCUUGUUGAUGGUAUUACGCUGAAGGUAGGCCUUGGUAUGAUUCUUGAGGCUGUCCGAGAACAUGAGGUACACGAUCCGAUGUACAAGUUCGGCGUUGAAGCUAUUGAGCAAUUGAUCGGCCGGCUGUCCGAAUGGGCCGGCUUUUGCCAUCUCUUGCUUCAGAUCCCGAGCCUGCAGGGCACGCCAAUCUUCCAGAAGGCCGAAGAAGUGUUGCAGGAGCAAGGAAACCAAGUGAGAGAUUCUGAACCCGCGCGUCUAGACAAUGUAUCCGCCUCGUCAUUGGCCAAUGGAAACAUCGACGAGGCGGCAGGUACGGAAGGACCCGGGCGCAAGUUUGUUUCUGUUCACGUUGACGCGCCUCUGCGACCCGACGUCUAUCAGAAUCCUGACGAGGACAUCCAAGACAAGAUUUUGUUUGUCCUGAACAAUGUGUCAGAGCAGAACAUAGAGGAAAAGCUGCGGGAUCUCACUGAUGUUCUUCGUGACCAGCAUCACCAAUGGUUUGCUUCUUACCUAGUGGAAGAGCGUGCAAAAUUGCAACCAAAUUUCCAACAGCUAUAUCUGGACCUCCUCGACCGCAUCAACGAUAGGGUUCUCUGGGCGGAGAUUCUCCGAGAAACCUACGUUAGCGUCUCCAAGUUGCUCAAUUCGGAGGCGACGCUAAAUUCUUCGACUGAACGUGGUCAUUUGAAAAACCUCGGAUCUUGGCUUGGAUCCUUGACCAUUGCCAAGGACAAGCCUGUCAAGCAUAAGAAUGUCUACUUCAAGGGACUCCUGCUAGAAGGAUUCGACAGCCAACGUCUGACUAUCGUCAUCCCGUUUACUUGUAAGGUGUUGGUACAGGCUACGAAAUCCACCGUUUUUAAUCCCCCAAACCCUUGGUUGAUGGAUGUUCUGGCUCUGUUGAUGGAACUCUAUCAUUUUGCGGAAUUGAAAUUAAAUCUCAAGUUUGAAAUUGAGGUUUUGUGCAAAGACCUUGACCUUGACCACAAAGUGAUCGAACCCUCAGUGAUCAUUCGGGACCGUUCAGCGCACAUUGAAGACGCCCUCUCGACGGCAAAUAUUCCGGAUGGCCUUGAAACUUUUGAAGAUAUGCCUCUUACUGGCAUCAAUCAAGGUAUCCGAAACGAGAGGCUGUCGCCUGCUGCGAUCUUGUCAACACUUCCGAGCCUUGAUAAGAUUCUUGUUCUGCCGUCAUCGGCAAGCAGCAUGGUCGAUGCGAAUGUUCUUCGGCAAAUUGUUCACACCGCCGUGGAGCGUGCUAUUGCAGAGAUCAUCACACCUGUGGUGGAACGGUCCGUGACCAUCGCUUCGAUCUCCACCGUUCAACUCGUCUCAAAGGACUUUGCCAUGGAGCCGGACGAGGAGAAGGUUCGUCAUGCAGCUGGCAUCAUGGUCAGGCAACUUGCUGGAAGCUUAGCUCUUGUAACUUGCAAGGAGCCUCUUAAAGUUAGUAUGACCAACUACAUUCGAAUGAUUCAGCAAGAGUAUUCAGACCAGCCCAUGCCUGAGGGUUUGAUUUUGAUGUGUGUCAACGACAACCUCGAUGCCGCCUGCGGUAUCGUCGAGAAAGCAGCAGAGGAGAAGUCAUUCCCCGAGAUCGAAAAGGUAAUCGAGCCGCAACUAGAAGCCCGUCGGCGCCAUCGUGCGGCUCGUCCUAAUGAGCCGUUCAUCGACCCAUCCAUGAAUCGCUGGGGCUUAUUCAUUCCUGAGCCUUAUCGCCAAGCACCGGGUGGACUUAACAAGGAACAGCUGGCUAUAUAUGAGGAUUUUGCACGCCAAUCUCGAGGGACGGGGACAGCCCAUGCACAAAAUGUGUCCACUGAUUCCAGCCGACAACUUCAAGAUGUUCUUCCAGAGCCUUACCCCCCUCCGAUUCCUAACCUUUCGACUCCAGCGGAGCAACCUGCUGUACCGCACCGCACGCCCCAGGCGCAACAGGAUGCUCGGCUACAGCAGUCCGGCAUCGUCGGCGCACCGUCUCAACUCAACGGAUUUCUGGAUUCGCAGAAUCCACGCGAAAAGGUUGAGAAUAUCGUGGCAGAACUUCAACAGGCAGCUCGGGUUGCAACCGAAGAACGCGUCCGAGAUCUCGGCAGAGACAGUGCCGUCCUGCAAGAAUACAACCAGGCAUUGCGCUCUAUUGUUGCCUCUCCAAACGGUGAAGAACUGGCGAGAUUGACUUCCCUUAAGAUCUGCACAGCCUUGUACGCACAAAGUCAGGCUACGCUAGAAGUUGAAGUCCUCGUGCACCUUCUCGCAAAAUUAUGCGAUAUGUCCACCCUAGUUGCCCGUUAUACGUGGACUGUACUGUCUGAAGUGGAAGACGAACAUAUGUUUAACGUUCCGGUCUCUGUUGCUCUCAUCGACGCCGGUCUGUUGGAUAUUCGACGUGUCGAUAUGAUUCUUACCAGACUCAUCCUUCAAAGGUCCACGGGCUCCCUCGACUUGCUUGCUAGUCUUAUGGACCGAGUGCUCUUUAGUGAGGAGCCCUCUGCCCUGAGAUCUGAUUUCUCGGGCAGUCUUGAAGCAAUGAGCCAAUGGCUUGCGGAGGACUCCAGCCUUUCAACCGCCAAUGAAAUCAUUCGCAAGUUGCGUGAAUCUGGAAUCCCCGAGGUUGCCAACCCUUUCCUCACCGAUAAGGCAAUGGCCAAACGUGACCAAAUGGAAUACAUCUUCACUGAAUGGAUUGGGAUCUAUAAAGCCCCGGGUGCCGUUGACCGCACUUACUACUCGUUCCUAAAAGAUAUUCACCAGAGACAGGUCAUGGACAACCAAGAGGAUUCAGCCCUUUUCUUCCGUCUCAGCAUUGACAUCUCCGUCGCCAUGUUCGAGCAUGAAUCGCAGAACCCCAAUGGCAGCCUCGACGAAGCCUUCCUUUACAUCGAUGCUCUUGGCAAAUUGGUCAUCUUGCUCGUUAAGUUCCAGAGCGAUAACGAGGUUUCUCCGAAGACUAAUAAGGCGGUAUACUUCAACUCGAUCCUGUCGCUACUUGUCCUCGUCCUUAACCACCACCACGUUAUGCGGGGAGAAGCUUUCAACCAGCGUGUGUUCUUCAGACUCUUCUCCAGCAUCUUAUGCGAAUACUCCAUGAAUGGUCUUCAACAGAGUGACCAGCACCAGGAAAUGAUGUUCGCCUUGGCCAACAAGCUUUUGUCUCUUGAGCCCAAAUACUGCCCUGCGUUUGUCUAUGGAUGGCUCUCCUUGGUGUCUCACAGAUUCUUCAUGUCUGGCAUGCUGAAUAUGCCGGACCGAGCGGGUUGGGGCCCUUACUGUGAAAUCAUGCAAGCUCUUCUCUCGUACAUUGGCGAGCAGCUCAAACCGGCCAGCAUUUCAUAUGUCGCUAAGGAUCUGUAUAAGGGGGUGCUUCGUGUCUUACUCAUCCUGCAUCAUGACUUUCCCGAGUUUGUGGCGGAGAAUCAUUUCGAGUUCUGCAACGUCAUUCCCGCCCACUGUGCUCAGCUGCGGAACCUUGUCCUGAGCGCCUACCCAUCAUCUUUCCAUAAGCUCCCUGAUCCUUUUAGAGAGGGGUUGAAAGUUGAACGUCUGGAAGAGAUGCGCGAAGCCCCACGGAUUGCCGGCGACACCGCUGCUCCUUUGGAGCAGGCCAACAUCAAAAGUGUUGUAGACUGUGCUCUGCAGAGCUCCAGCACUUCGGAAUCCAUUGUCCAACAGAUAUGUGACGCGAUCUAUGACCCCAGCAGCAAAGAGACUGGCCUUUUCUAUGCCCCGGUUAACGUCAAUGUCGUGCUCGUGAACGCGCUGGUGCUAUACAUCGGUCAGGGCGCCGUCUCCGCCAACGCACCGAAAGGCAACACCCGCGCGGCAUUUGAUAAUUCAGCGCACUCCGCGCUUCUGGAGACGCUGGCGAAGAUUCUCCGGCCGGAAGCGCGCUAUUACCUUCUUAGCGCCAUGGCCAACCAGCUGCGAUAUCCCAACAGCCACACCUACUUCUUUAGUUUUGCUAUCCUUCGUCUCUUUGGUGCGGAUAACUCGGAACAGGAUGAAUCCGACAUCCGCCAACAAAUCAUCCGAGUUCUUCUCGAACGGUUGAUCGUCCAUCGCCCUCACCCUUGGGGACUGAUUAUUACGCUGCAGGAGCUGCUUCAAAACCGAAGCUAUACCUUCUUCCGCCUCCCCUUUAUCCAGGCUGCGCCUGAGUACAGUAGUAACAGAGAUGCCGAGGCUGUCGGGGGUGCUGGCCUGAGGCUGCCAAGUGACGUCGACGCGACCCGCUUUGUCUGUUGUCUUCGUCCCGCUCUCUGCCAACACUCUUCCUUCUCCCCAGCCUGGGAAUCAACCUCGACUGGCCUCGCCAUGGAUACGAAACAGGGGCAAUCUGAUGGCGAAGCCAAUGAAGAAACAACCUUCAUAUCCAAGGCUUUUGGCACGUCGGCCGCAUUUAUUCGGCCCUUGAUUUCGAAGCGGGCGCAAAAGGCAUACCUGGGGACGCUGCUCCUGUUUCUUUCCGCUAUUUGCAUGGCCCUCAUUUCAAUAUUUGCGUACGGCAUAUUCUACUAUAGAAUCAUUCCGCAGGUCGACUUGGAACGCGUGGUACAUCUACAAUUUGGCGAUGGACAUCCUUGGGGUACGACUUCUCUCGGUUCCGGGCUCAUCUCCCUUCAACAGUACGACGUCAGCGUUGAGCUGGAAUUGCCGCGCACCCCUUCCAAUCUUGAUACCGGAAACUUUAUGCUCGACUUGACAUUAAUCCCGAAUCCUUCAUCACCCAUUCUGGACAGUGCGAACGCGUCCACCGACUCUUCUUUGCGAUCCCGUCGACCUGCCAUCCUGACGUAUUCGUCACCUUUGAUAGACACUGCCAGCAAGCUGUCGUUUAUGCCCUUCUAUGUGCUGGGCUGGCAACGGGAAUCCGAAAAGCUGCAGGUACCUAUGAUGGAACGAGUGCAGUUCGCUCGGGGACGGCGCAGCAUUCCAGAAAGUCUUCGUUUGGAGAUCCAUAGUCAACAGCAAAUGCAGGUGUACAAGGCAAAAGUGGCAUUUAGGGCUAGGUUUACUGGAAUGCGGUGGCUGAUGUACAAUUGGAAAAUCACAUCGUUCUUUGUUUUUACCUUUAUGUUUUGGAGCAUCUCCAUGGUCUCUGCAACGAUCAUGUGGCUUACACUGGCUACCCUUGCCAACAUUGGUGAAGACAAUAAGGUGGCAGCGAAGAAGGAGGAUCGCGACGACACCCGGAUCAAGCAGGAGCCCCUUGAGGAGUCGACGUCGCCGUUGGGGAGCUCUCUGGAUACAUCCCACGACCAACCCGAGCGGAGUAUUAAAAAAGAGAAGGAGUAUCAGGCCGACGAUGAAAGCGACGGAUCAUCAGAGAACCGAGCGUCCGGAGCCGGGUCCGGAUUGGAGAGUUCGAGGGCGCAGGGGGUUCAACGACGAAGACGCCAUUUGUACGGGGAUGACGAUUUCCACUAG
Aspergillus affinis is the source of this 8244-nucleotide messenger RNA. Its product is annotated as Ccr4-Not transcription complex subunit. The record is from RefSeq and is a predicted model, not a curated record. NCBI's taxonomy places the organism in Eukaryota, Fungi, Ascomycota, Eurotiomycetes, Eurotiales, Aspergillaceae. Gene Ontology annotation, molecular function: molecular adaptor activity. Bases 1 to 8244 code for a protein of 2747 amino acids. Gene Ontology annotation, cellular component: P-body; CCR4-NOT core complex. The transcript is spliced from 7 exons. Gene Ontology annotation, biological process: nuclear-transcribed mRNA catabolic process, deadenylation-dependent decay; lipid storage.